Gastrolobium bilobum is the source of this 2679-nucleotide messenger RNA. RefSeq names its product pentatricopeptide repeat-containing protein At3g49710. The record is from RefSeq and is a predicted model, not a curated record. The transcript has a single exon. Gene Ontology annotation, biological process: RNA modification. Gene Ontology annotation, molecular function: zinc ion binding; protein binding; RNA binding. The coding region runs from base 64 to 2235 and encodes 723 amino acids. NCBI's taxonomy places the organism in Eukaryota, Viridiplantae, Streptophyta, Magnoliopsida, Fabales, Fabaceae.
UCACAGUUGUUGGUGAUUGAUUCUCAUGAUUGGCAUUCAGUUCAACUCGUAGCUUUUCCUUAGAUGACCCAAUUCUCAUGUUCAUUUCCACUUCAACUUCAAACAUUUCGCAACCUUCUCAAACUCUGCAUAUCCCAAAGAGACCUCUUAACUGGGAAAUCCCUUCACGCCCUCUACAUCAAGUCCAUUCCUUCCUCAACUUACAUUUCCAACCACUUCACCCUCCUUUACUCCAAAUGUGGCACCCUCCGCCAUGCCCAUUCCGCAUUCUACAUCACCAAAUACCCCAAUGUGUUCUCUUACAACACCAUCAUCAACGCCUAUGUGAAAAACUCCCUCACCAAUGUUGCCCGCCAACUGUUCGAUCAAAUUCCCCAACCGGACCUUGUGUCCUAUAACACCCUCAUUGCUGCUUAUGCUGACCGCGUUGAGUGUGAGCAGGCUUUGAGGUUGUUUGAGGAAGUGAGAGAGAUUGGUUUGGGCCUUGAUGGGUUCACACUGUCCGGUGUGAUCACGGCCUGCUGCAAUGACAUUGGCUUGAUCAGGCAGCUGCAUUGUUUUGCUGUGUUUGGUGGGUUUGAUUCUUAUGCUUCCGUGAAUAAUGCGGUCCUCACGUGUUAUAGUAAGAAGGGUUUUUUGGGUGAGGCUAGGAGGGUGUUUUGUGAAAUGGGGGUUGAUGGAAGGGAUGAGGUUUCGUGGAACUCGAUGAUCGUGGCGUGCGGGCAGCACCGGGAGGGAUUGGAGGCGCUGGAAUUGUUUCAGGAGAUGGUUAGGAUGGGAUUGAAGGUUGACAUGUUCACUAUGGCUAGUGUUUUGACUGCUUUUACUUGUCUCAAGGAUUUGGCAGGGGGAAUGCAGUUUCAUGCUAAAAUGAUUAAGUGUGGAUUCCAUAGGAACUCCCAUGUUGGAAGUGGGUUGAUUGACUUGUACUCCAAGUGUGCUGGUGGCAUGUUGGAAUGCAGGAAAGUGUUUGAGGAGAUUCCUGUGCCGGAUUUGGUUCUUUGGAACACAAUGAUUUCUGGGUUUUCCCUGAAUGAGGACUUGUCUGAAGAUGCUCUUUGUUGUUUCCGGGAGAUGCAGCAUGUUGGUUUUUGUCCGGAUGAUUGUAGUUUCGUGUGUGUAACUAGUGCAUGUUCCAAUUUGUCAUCCCCCUCUGUGGGGAAACAGGUUCAUGCAUUAAUAAUCAAAUCUGACAUCCCUUAUAAUCGUGUUUCGGUGAAUAAUGCUCUUGUCGCAAUGUAUUCUAAAUGUGGGAAUCUUCAAGAUGCAAGAAGGCUAUUUGAUAGGAUGCCAGAACAUAAUACAGUAUCACUGAAUUCAAUGAUUGCAGGCUAUGCACAACAUGGUGUUGAGGUUGAAUCACUCUGCCUCUUUGAACUGAUGCUGCAAAAGGAUAUUGCACCUAACAGUAUAACCUUCAUAUCUGUUCUUUCUGCAUGUGCACACACUGGAAAAGUUGAGGAGGGUCAGAAAUAUUUCAAUAUGAUGACAGAAAAGUUUGGGAUUGAACCAGAAGCAGAACAUUAUUCAUGCAUGAUAGAUCUUUUGGGCCGGGCAGGCAAACUUAAGGAAGCUGAGAGGAUUAUUGAGACCAUGCCAUUUAAUCCUGGUUCUAUUGAAUGGGCUGCUUUACUUGGUGCAUGUAGGAAGCAUGGAAAUGUGGAGCUAGCGGUGAAAGCAGCCAAUGAGUUCCUCAAGCUGGAACCUGAUAGUGCUGCUCCAUACGUAAUGCUUUCAAAUAUGUAUGCCAGUGCUGGCAGAUGGGAAGAGUCUGCAACAGUUAAAAGGCUGAUGCGGGAAAGAGGAGUGAAGAAGAAACCAGGUUGUAGUUGGAUUGAGAUAGAUAAGAAGGUGCAUGUCUUUGUGGCUGAAGACACUUCACAUCCAAUGAUAAAAGAGAUUCGUGAAUACAUGGGGGAGAUGUUAAGUAAAAUGAAGCAAGCAGGGUAUGUGCCAGAUAUAAGAUGGGCACUGGUGAAAGAUGAAGAAGCAGCAGCAGAAGAGAAAGAAAGAAGGUUAUUGCUUCACAGUGAGAAGCUGGCAGUUGCAUUUGGUCUGAUCUCCACCAAAGAAGGGGUGCCAAUACUGGUUGUGAAGAACCUAAGAAUUUGUGGUGAUUGCCACAACGCCAUCAAAUUUAUUUCAGCCAUUGCCGGUAGGGAAAUCACUGUUAGGGAUGCUCACAGGUUUCAUUGCUUUAAGGAAGGGCAAUGUUCAUGCAGGGAUUAUUGGUGAUAAUAUAAUCAAAGGUGCUAUUUCGGUGGGAACAUGAGUUAGACAGGUAAAGCAAUUUUUUUUUUUUUUUGGGGGGAGGAUAUUAUCGAUUAAUAAGGUUGAGUUAGGCGGGAUCAGAGGGGCGGCAAAACUUUCCCUUAAAACUCAAAUAGGCAGCUAAAGUUAAUCUAAUAACAGAAGAAAUGACCGAUAUAGAUUUUGUUUAUCCACAGAAUUUUAUCAAUACCAAUUCUAAAAACCAUAGCUGCAUAAUUUGCUGCUAAGUUUAACUGCGUGCUUGGAGAGCUUAUUUGCAGAAGCCUACCAACAAUUUUAGUUUGAGGUUGCUUCUCUUUUCAAUUUAGAGUUAUGUACUUCUCUAUAUAGUUGAAAGCCUGAAGUCAAGUUGAUUUUCACUUGUUUGCAUGUUGGGAGUCAAUCUAUCAAGGCCUCGUGCAAUGGUAC